Molecule: messenger RNA, 4341 nt
Organism: Pectinophora gossypiella (pink bollworm)
Lineage: Eukaryota; Metazoa; Arthropoda; Insecta; Lepidoptera; Gelechiidae
Exons: 22
Coding region: 1-4299 (1432 amino acids)
Source: RefSeq, a predicted model, not a curated record
AUGAUUGAUGAGCCGACGCAGAGCGAUGCCACGCUCCUGCUGAAGGUGGAAGAUCUCAUUCAUUUGGCCAUGGGGCCGAACGAUCAAAACGUUGUGAACUUCAAAUUGCUACAGACAAUUCUUUAUAUCCUGGCGCGUCAAAUGCGGCUGCUGGAUCAGAAGGUGGAGUUGAAACAGUCAGGGGACAGACGGGAAGAGUAUUCGGAGACUGUCACGGAAGAGGUAAGGAUGCUGACGCUGAACAGGAGGAUAAAAAAGGUCGUGGAAAGUCAGCUGAUAGAGAAGACGAAGAAGAAAAAAGACGUCGGAAAGAACGGGGCGAAUCCUCCGACGAAGAGACUGCAAAAAAGAGAGGAAAAGGCGCUGAUAGAGAAGGACCCGAGGGCAAAAGAAAAGGAGGCCGGGGAAAAGAUGAAAGUCCUGAAGGUAGAGAGAGAAAAGGGCGUGGCUAUGAUGAUGAGAGUGAUGAAGGUAGAGGGAAGAAAAAAAGAGGUCGAGGAAGAGAUGACGAAAGCCCUGAAGGUUCAAGAAAGGGAGGUCGGGGUUAUGACGAUGAGAGCGAUGAAGGUAGAGGAAAGGGUAAGAGACGUCGGGGAAGAGACGAUGAAAGCCCCGAGGGUUCACGAAAAGGAGGUCGAGGGAGAGAUGACGAAGGUCCUGAAGGGAGAGGAAAAGGUAAGGGAGGUCGAGGAAGAGACGAAAGUCCUGAGGGUUCACGGAAAGGCGGUCGGGGCGGUGGAAGAGAUGACGAAGGCCCGGGGGGAAAAGGUAAAGGUGGUCGGGGAGCUGGAAGAGAUGACGAAGGUGCCGAAGGCAGAGGAAAAGGUGGCCGAGGAGGUGGACGAGACGAAGAAGGUGCUGAGGGCAGAGGAAAAACUGGCAAAGGCCGUGGAAAAGAUGAUGAGGGCCCUGAAGGCAGAGGAAAAAGAGGAAAAGGUGGUGAAAGAGACGAAGAGGGUGAAGAGGGCAGAGGAAAAGGUGGUCGAGGUGGUGGAAGAGAUGACGAGAGUCCUGAAGGUAGAGGAAAGGGUGGCCGGGGUGGUGGCAGAUAUGAGCAAGAUGAGGGCCCAGAAGGUAAAGGUAAAGGUCGCGGUGCAGAGGGCCGAGGAAAAGGGGGUGAAGGUGCCGGGGGACGGGGAAAAGGAGGCCGAGGAGGAGAUGAAAGUGAUGAGGAGAGAGGAGGUAGAAAAGAUCGAAGGGGAGAUCGGGGACGGGAAGGAGAUAGGGAUGACAGUAGGGGAAGGGGAGGUAAAGGCGGAGAAGGGAGAGGUGAAGACGGGAAAGGAGGCACUGAGGGCCGAGGUAAGGAAAAAGCCGGUGAAGGUGGAUGGGAUGAAGAUGAUGAUGGUCGUGGAAAGGGAGAAGCUGCUCGAGGUAAAGGCAGGGCUGGAGAAGGUGCUGGAGGAGCGGGAAAAGGCGGAAAAGGUGCUGGAAGAGGCGGGGAAGGAGAGGACGAACGUGGGGGAAAGGGUGGGAAAGGCGGAAGGGGAGGAAGAGGAGGGGAGGGGUCGGACGAGGAAGAUGACGAAAGGGGCGGUGGAAGAGGCGGACGAGGCGCGGGAGGUGUGGGAGGCAAGGGAAAAAGACCGGCUGGUAUCGAUGAUAAAAGUGAAGCUGGCGAUUGGGAUGACGAGAGAGGAGGGAGGAAGGGAGGACCUGGUGGAGCGGGAGCGGGAGGUGCUAGGGGAGGCAAAGCAGGUGCAGGAGCAGGAAGGGCUGGUGCUCAACCUUCUGGAUCCAGCAUUGCUGUGUCAGAGAUCCAAGCCUCCCAAGGCUUCCGAACUUUGCUUAAUGAAACUAUAUCAAAUCAUUGUUUUCUUGGCAGAGAAAUUUCGAGACAAGGAUAAAGUUUUAGCCGGACCUGGGCCCAUGCGCGUGGGAUCCGUGGAGGUGGUAACUCAGAAGGAGUUCUUGACCCUGGCCAAUGCUGUGAAGGCUCUACAGGAGAAGGCAGGGCCUCUCCCCACCCCUACCCUGCCUGAUAACAAGAAGCUGCGCGAUGACAUCGUCAAAGGCAGUGCUUCGCUUAUGGACACCAUGCAGGCUAUGCGGCUCAGCGCUCGUGUGCAAGCAGCGGAGAAAGCGAUCGACACGAUGGCGGACCUGCUCACGCACCUGGCGUCGCAGGGCGUGCUGCCGCCCGAGGUGGCGCGCGCCGCCGAGCAGCUGCAUGAUGAGGUCAUUGCUGUACGGAGGGAGAUCGAGUCUGUAUCCGGGAAGGGGGGGGACGCUGAUAAGAAAGGAGUUAAACUAAAGGGUAUGGAGUCGAAGACGGGGGCGGGGGCUUCGCCCUCGGCCGUGUCGACGGUGUCGGGAGGCACCGCAGCCACCGGCCCUGGCAGCCGCUUCGGCCGCGCCGGUGGCGGACGCCUCUCCGUAGACUCCAGGGCUGGUGUCGCGCAUGGAGAACUUGACGAAGCGCUGCGGCAGAUGAAGGAGGACAUUAUGCAGAAUAUGAGCGCGAUGAUGAACCGCGCCACCAGCGCCGCCGACGCCGCCGCCCUGCAUGUCAAGUCUAUCUCGGAAAAGAUGGAGGUGGCGACGAAGCUGGACCACCGCGUGUCGACGCUGCACAGCCUGGUCAACGACUACGCGGAGCAACUCUCUGGCUUCGAUCAUGGACUCUCCACGCAGAUGGCAGGAUUCCACGAGCAGAUGGCUCAAAUGCGAACAGAUAUGACUUGUGGGCUGCAGCAACUUGAGCAAGUCAACAACAACGCUGAGACAGCUGCGGUGUUGGAGUUGACGGAGCGCUAUGAGGGUCUGGUGAGCGAACUGGACAGCACACUGCACGCCCACCAGGGGCUCACCACCUACCAGCGCGAGCUCUCCGACGAGCUGCGGAGUUUAGUUGAAGCAGUUGAAAUGAUGCGAGAGCAGAAGGCAGAUCGAGAUGAGGUCCAAGAUGGACUGAGAGAUAAGGCAGAUAGCUCCCGGCUGGCGGGUCUACUGACGGACGAGCAGUUCACGCGUGCGCGGGAGUCGCUCGAAGUGCGCAUGGAGAUGUGUUACGAUAAGUUCCGUAAACAGGAUCUCGUCUGGAUGGACGUAGUGCGAGACUUCGCGCGUGUGUCAGAGACGAAGGCCGAGCUGAUGCAGCUGCUGAGCAUCCGCGAGGAGGCGCAGCAGGAGCUGAGGGAACUCAACUGCAAGGUGAAGCAGCUCGCCAAGAUGCUCGGAGACCCCAAGGCGGCCAUAAUCACCCGCAAGCUAGCCAAAGACGCUACGUGCGCCGUCUGCAGGGUACCAGCACUGAUGGAGCCUCAAGAACCAGUGCAGCCCUUCAGCCUGCCAUACGCGCGGCCGCCGCCCGCCGGCGCCGCCGCCCCGGGCGAGGACGAGGAGGAGUGCCUGAAGGAGGUCCUUGAGGCAGAGGCUGAUGAGGCUGAACAACCGUCUCACUACUGCCGGCGCUGGGUGGGUGGGUCGCACACACUCAUAGGUCACGCUCCCGGGCUGGGCAGCGUGUCGAAAAAGAAGGCCCGAGGGUUCCCCUUCUCACACCCCUCCAAGAAAUACUUGGGCUACGGGAAUGAUGGCAAGCUGUACAAGUUGGAAGACGUGGAGCUGACCGUUCCCUGCGGCCCCUGCAACGAGGAGCCGAAAGACCUGGAGGUGGUCGAGGAGAAGAUCCCGGGGGAGACCGACACGGGCCAAGACGCGGGUGAAGGAGCCCAAAUGUCUCGACGAGUCACUCUGGUGGACGCGAGUACCGCACGUCGCGUGACUGUUGUCGAUGAUGGGGAGCUUAAGGAAGCGUUAGAGGCCGAGGUAGCCCUGGCCAGCCCUGGAGGCUCCCGACGACCCACGGUGACGGAGCCGGGGAUACAGCGACCCCACCUCAGUGAGGCCCCGAGGAACUCGCUGGAGGAGGAGUCGGUCAGAGCGCCGUCUGGAUCGACGUCCAGGACGGGGACUGAUGUCACUGAGGUUGCCGUGAGGGAUAUAACGGAGGCCGCAGCGCGCCCCUCUGUUGUCAUCGACCUGCCGGGCGACCGCCGAGCGACUAUCGUUGGCGACGUCGACACCUUCCCCUCUCUGGGCACCCGCGUCUCCACCAUGACUAGAGCUUCGGCGAUUGCUGUAGCACAAAUGUCGCGGCGCGGGACCGAAGUGGGAACAACGAUACAAGGCCACGUGACGACGAUGGGUGUAGACGAGGCGGAGAGGGAGGCGAUAAUCAAACAGAUAGCCGAGGAUAAAGCGGAGAGCCAGGCCAGGGCUGAGGGCGCGGCCGGCGGCGGCACUCCCGUCGAACCACAGGAGACGAAGGAAGAAGAGAAAGAAGAAGCCAAGUGAAGAAAUGAAGCAUGAAGAAAAUGAGAUCACGUCGAGGCUAUG